Molecule: messenger RNA, 1855 nt
Organism: Python bivittatus (Burmese python)
Lineage: Eukaryota; Metazoa; Chordata; Lepidosauria; Squamata; Pythonidae
Source: RefSeq, a predicted model, not a curated record
UCUCUCUCUCCCUGCCUCCCUUUCCCUCUAGGAAAGUCCAUGCUGCUGUCGGCCAUCGGGAAGCGGGAGGUCCCAAUCCCCGAGCACAUUGAUAUCUACCACUUGACCCGUGAGAUGCCCCCCAGCGAGAAAACACCCCUCCAGUGCGUGAUGGAGGUCGACACCGAGAGGGCCAUGCUAGAGCGGGAAGCCGAGCGGCUGGCUCACGAGGACGCGGAAUGUGAGAAGUUGAUGGAGCUGUACGAGCGCCUCGAGGAGCUGGAUGCAGACAAGGCUGAGGCGCGAGCCUCACGGAUCCUCCACGGCCUGGGCUUCACGCCCAUCAUGCAGAGGAAGAGCUUGAAGGACUUCAGCGGCGGGUGGCGGAUGCGGGUGGCGCUCGCCAGGGCACUUUUCAUCCGUCCCUUUAUGCUGCUGCUGGACGAGCCCACGAACCACCUUGAUUUGGAUGCUUGCGUGUGGUUGGAGGAGGAGCUAAAAACGUUCAAGCGCAUCCUCGUGUUGAUCUCGCAUUCCCAGGACUUCUUGAAUGGAGUCUGCACCAACAUUAUCCACCUGCACAACCGCAAGCUCAAGUACUACACGGGCAACUACGAUCAGUAUGUCAAGACCCGUCUAGAAUUAGAGGAGAACCAGAUGAAACGGUUCCAUUGGGAGCAGGAUCAGAUUGCCCACAUGAAGAACUACAUUGCCCGCUUUGGUCAUGGCAGCGCCAAGUUAGCCCGCCAGGCUCAGAGCAAAGAGAAGACUCUCCAAAAGAUGAUGGCCUCCGGACUGACUGAACGGGUGAUCAACGAUAAGACGCUGUCUUUCUACUUCCCAUCCUGUGGAAAGAUCCCACCACCUGUUAUCAUGGUGCAGAAUGUGAGCUUCCGCUACAGCAAAGAUGGGCACUGGAUCUACAACAACCUGGAGUUCGGCAUUGACCUGGACACGCGUGUGGCUCUUGUGGGACCCAAUGGGGCAGGAAAAUCAACACUGCUCAAGCUCCUUACUGGAGAGCUGCUCCCUACUGAUGGCAUGAUCCGGAAGCACUCGCAUGUCAAGAUUGGCCGGUACCACCAGCACCUGCAAGAGCAACUGGAUCUGGACCUUUCUCCCCUUGAAUACAUGCUGAAGUGCUACCCCGAGAUCAAGGAGAAGGAGGAGAUGCGCAAGAUCAUUGGCCGCUAUGGGCUGACUGGGAAGCAGCAGGUGAGCCCCAUCCGGAAUCUCUCAGAUGGACAGAAGUGUCGUGUGUGCUUUGCGUGGCUAGCUUGGCAGAACCCCCACAUGCUCUUCUUGGAUGAGCCCACCAACCACUUGGACAUUGAAACUAUUGAUGCUCUAGCUGAUGCCAUCAACGACUUUGAAGGCGGCAUGAUGCUUGUCAGCCACGAUUUCCGUCUCAUCCAGCAGGUGGCCCAGGAGAUCUGGGUAUGUGAGAAGAGGACAAUCACCAAGUGGCCUGGCGAUAUCCUUUCUUAUAAGGAACAUCUCAAGUCCAAGCUGGUGGAUGAGGAACAUCAGCUCACCAAGAGAAUGCACAAUGUUUGAGCAGCACGGGAUGGGUCAGCCUGGUCCUUCCCCUCGGACACUGGUGCCAGCCUCCAUAAGUGAAAAACAGGCAGGCUCCUUGCUGUGUUCUGGCCUUCCCUCAGCUUCUUCCUGCCUUUGCCAUCCAAAGCCUCUCUGCCCCUACAAGCCCUACAGCAGCCCUGCCCUUGUGGGACAACAAGAGCCUGGCUUUCUGCUUCAGAUCCACAACUUCACUCCAAACUUCUAGAGCCUUGAUUUGUUUUUAAUAAUUAUUUAUUAGUGUAAUUGCAUUCCUGCCUGACAAGUAUCAGUCAAUAAAGGGGGGGGGGAAGCUUCA